AUGGCAGCAACAGAAUCAGUUUCUGAUGUGAAAAGUGUGAUGGAUAAUGUUCUUAGUGAACUACGCAGACGAGAAAAAACAGAGCUGAAUGCUUUUGUAAGGAAAUUAAUCAAGGAUCUGGAGAUAAAGAAGAAAGAAAUGGUUGGGGUUUUUGGUAAAACAGGAGCUGGAAAGACCUCUUUGAUAAAUGCUGUCAUUAAAGAGAGGAAUCUUUUGCCCUGUGGAGAUGUCACCGCAUGUACUUCAGUCAUUAUUAAGGUGGAGGCUAACACCAGCAACGAAAACUAUGAGGCACAUAUUGAAUUUAUCACAACAGAGAAGUGGAACAAGGACUUGUGGUCAAUAAAGCGGUAUCAAAGAGACUCUACAAAUCAAAACAGAGAUGAUGAUGAUGAUUAUCAGGAUGUUGCUGCAAAGCUGUCAGCAGUCUAUGGAGACAAAUGGAAGCGGAAAUCUUCUGAACAACUAAUGGAAAGCAAAUACUUCAGAGAAAUACCAGAGUUCCUUCAAUCCAGAGAGAAGAUAAUGUCUUAUAAAACAGCAAAAGAAGUAUCUGCUGAAAUGAUAAAAUACACAAGGGCUGAUUCUAAACAAUGUGGGGAUAACAGUAUGAAGAAGUGCUAUUGGCCACUUGUGAAGUGUGUGACUGUCAAAGUGCCAAAUAACAGUUUUCUCCAGAACAUCACACUCGUGGACCUUCCUGGAAAUGGAAAUGGAGACCGUAACAAGAGCAGGGAUACUAUGUGGAAAGGGAUUGUUGGAAGCUGCUCUACUGUGUGGAUUGUGACAGAAGUCAACCAAGCAGGAGCAGAUAAAGAAUCCUGGGAUAUCCUCAACAGUGUCAGUAGUCUCAUUGGAAAUGGUGGGGAGUGCAAAAAAAUUCACAUUAUUUGCACAAAGUCUGAUAUUAUUGACGGUUCAACUGAUCACUCAGCUGAUGUUCAAGAUUUGAUCCUCCAAAGAAACAUGAAAACAAAAGAAGCAGUGAGGAAAGAAUUCAACAACCUAAACAAAAUUAAGAAAAACUUCACCGACGGGUCUUUCGAAGUGUUCACAGUGAGCUCUGAGGAGUUUCUGAGACCGAGUGUUCUAAGUCAAGAAAAUACUGAAAUCCCCAAACUUCAGGAUUUUUUGCAGGAGCUCAGUGACGAUCACUCAGAGACAUUGAGUUAUAUAUCUAGAGCUCAUGGGAUUCUCUCUUUGAUUCAAGGAGCCAGGAUGAAAAAACAGCCUGGACAAAACAAGGAUGUAUGUGAAGAGCUUAAGACAAAAUUAAAUCUUCAUCUUCGUUUAGUCGAAAAGGAGAUGAUAAAAGCUCACCGUGUUUUUACACAACACCUCCAAAAAGGGGUUGAAAACUCCACAAGGUCAUGUGAAAAAAACCUAAAUGAGAUUUUAAUUCCUCCGUAAUCAUCUGGAAAUCAUCAAAUUGAAUUUUGUCACAUUUUUUCAAAAUGUUACUUAUUUUUUAAGGCAAGGAGUGGUGGUAUCUAUCACAGACCAAUAACUGGAAAAGAAAUAAACCUGAACAUGAAACUUUCAUCGUUCCUGACUGACAGCAUUGAUGAGGAAUUCAGGAAGACAUUCCCAAAGGAACAACAAAUUGGUCCAUUUAAUGGUGUCAUUAACAACUUUUCACUUGACACUGACAAACUGAAGCUGAAGUACAAAGAUGUACAAUUGCAGCUGAUAUUCCUUGGGACAGAGGAAGAGAAAGUUAAGACAACACUGAACAGAAUGAUUCAAGACCAGAAGAAAAUAAUCUACCUCAGCCUGACACCGACAAUCGAGCAUAGAAUGCAGUGCUACAAUACUGCAGCAGGAUACUCGGGUACCAGUAUGCUGGAGAAAAUGAGAGAAAAUGAGAGAAACCGUGUUCAUAGAUUAGAAGAGGAUGCAAAAAAUGCCAUGUUGCAACAUCUCGUGUACUUAACGAAGGACGUCCUGCAAACAAUGGCUACUUUGGACGGAACCAUUGAACUCUCGCUCAAGGCUGAUGACCAAUCAGUUCCAG
Molecule: messenger RNA, 2014 nt
Organism: Cyprinodon variegatus (sheepshead minnow)
Lineage: Eukaryota; Metazoa; Chordata; Actinopteri; Cyprinodontiformes; Cyprinodontidae
Product: nuclear GTPase SLIP-GC-like
Exons: 15
Molecular function (GO): GTPase activity
Source: RefSeq, a predicted model, not a curated record